CCGAAAGAAGUCAGGUUCGUCUCCUAUUGAAAAUGUACCUUUCUGAAUGGCUGGAGACUGGAACUAGAAUAUAUUCUUAUACAAAUGUAUCUACAUUCUAAAUAAAAGAAAGGUAUUGUGCGAAAUCUAAAAAGAUUCUUUGUAUGAAUACACGAAAAGAAUCUCUUAGGGUUUAGUACGAAACUUACCCUAUCAAACUUAUCCAGAGACAUGUCUGAAGAAGCAGCAUCUCGAAAUUAAUCUUCUUUCGUCUCUCUUUAGGUUCUAUCGAUUUGACUUUCUUCAAUUGUAAUUCAAUAAAUAAAUCAAUUUUCUAUCAUUUUAUUGUUGAGAUUGUAUAAAGAAAAUUAUCUGUUAGAAUUUUUUCAAUUGUAUAUAGAAAUAAUAUAUUUUAUAUUACAGUUUCAAACAAGUGCAACAAGUUCAUCAUCACAACAAGUAUCAAGCAACAUUAAACUUCAACAAAAGGAAACACAAAAUAGUAAUUGGCAAGAAAAAUAUUUUCUUCAUGGAGAAUCAUCAAAUAUAGUCACAGAUGUUGAGAAUCAAAUUCAUGGUUGUGUUAAUUCAUCUGUUUCAGAAGAUAUUGAUAUAUAUAUCCAAUCUUCAUGA
This is a messenger RNA of Rotaria sp. Silwood1, 612 nucleotides long. The record is from the annotation of a GenBank genome assembly. Lineage: Eukaryota; Metazoa; Rotifera; Eurotatoria; Philodinida; Philodinidae.